Anastrepha ludens (Mexican fruit fly) is the source of this 906-nucleotide messenger RNA. RefSeq names its product flap endonuclease 1-like. Lineage: Eukaryota; Metazoa; Arthropoda; Insecta; Diptera; Tephritidae. The coding region runs from base 1 to 906 and encodes 301 amino acids. The record is from RefSeq and is a predicted model, not a curated record. The transcript is spliced from 3 exons.
AUGAGUGACCAACGCUCACCUUCAGAGCAAGGUCACUCUGUGCAAAGAUCAACUGACAUAGUCAAUGAAUUAAAUGCUCUGGUUUAUCAAUACCAAACGCAAACAACAAAUCUAAAUGCUGUAUUACAAGGCAACCCAAUUAAUGUGACACCUUUGAGCGAAAAUUAUGAUAAUUCUGCUACUGAGGACUUUGAAAUGAGUAAUGAAAGUGAUAGUAAAGUGGAAUGGCAAACUGUGACAAGCAAAAGACGUCAGUUAGGCUCUCCCACUAUUGAUCACAAGCGAACAAGGACAGAAGGCAAUAAAAACAUAGUAGAAAAUAUUAACAAUACUAUAAACAACAACCACGACAAUAUCAUAAUCAGCAACUCCAGCAGCACAAACAUGUUUGCCGGGUUACAAGACGAAUCAGACGGUAAUAAUGGACAGCAGAAUGAAGAAGAGACUACACCAAAACCACCACCAAUUAUUAUACCAAAUAUAAGCGACAUUAGCGGUAUGAUUAAGUAUUUUCCUAAUUCCGUAGGUACCAGCAGUGAUGAAGUAGAGAUAUUGAACUUUCUCGAAUCUCCAUGUCAAAUGGACUUACCAAUCAGUAAGAUAUCAAAUAAUGAAGUUGCUACAGAAAUUCAUAAAUUAAAUAACUACAAAUCACCUGGAUAUGACUACAUCGAUAGCAAAGUGGUUAAGGCUCUUCCUGAAAAAGCUAUACAAUUCCUAACCAUAAUAUACAAUGCUAUUCUUAAUUUAUACCAUUAUCCCACCCAGUGGAAAUGUGCCAUUGUGGUCAUGGUACCAAAACCCAAUAAACCCGAGAAUAGUGUCAAGUCUUACCGUCCUAUUAGUCUGCUGAUUGUAAUACGUUCCUUGGGUCUAUCGCUAAAUGAAUUCGGCCACCAAUUCUAG